Molecule: messenger RNA, 1839 nt
Organism: Penicillium manginii
Lineage: Eukaryota; Fungi; Ascomycota; Eurotiomycetes; Eurotiales; Aspergillaceae
Exons: 1
Coding region: 1-1839 (612 amino acids)
Source: RefSeq, a predicted model, not a curated record
AUGUCUCGGGAGGGCCAGCGUGGGCAGCCUGCUCGCACAAGACGCGUUCAGAACGAGGAAGAUGCCCAGAAAUUCACUGCGGAGGAACCAAAUGAAGAUGAGAAUUGGAGCGACGACGCAAAUUGCGGUGACAUGCAGUCCAAAUCAGGCAAUGGGCACACGAAACCAAAGCAUGGCACAGUUCCUAACUCUCAUCGGCAUCGCCGACACAAGCCUGUUUUGCCCCCGAAUUUGAGCGACUCUCGGAAAGGAACAUACUAUGCUAGCUCGGACUCUCCCAGUAGUUUUGGACAGGCUGGUGGUCAACUUGCGCAUGGUCGUCCAAUUUAUUCUGACCGCGAGCCCUUCGUCCCAUUCUCUCAACCGGCGCUCUCACCGAAUACAUAUCUCCAAAAUCCACAUUCCCACUUUCAACAUCCAAUGAGUCAUCCCAAUGCCCCUCCGACCUACCCGUAUCCGAUGGGCCCGGGCCCUUAUCCUCACCCCGUGAACAUGGAGCCCCCGACCCUUUUCCGAGAUCCUGGACAUCAGUACUUUGGAAACUAUCCCUACCCUGAGCCUCAACUUCUUCCACCGUUCGGAGGCAUGCCUAUGGUGGGACAACCACCUCAAAUGGCUACGCGUUCCGCCACAGAAUACGAAUAUGAGCAAGAGGAAACCAGAAGGAAAUUGGAGGAUAUUAGGAUAAGUCAAAAACACGAGAAGGAUCAGCAGAGAGCUUUGAAAAAGCAGAAUAGAGCAGCGGCUCAAAAGGAGGCAAAGAAACAGGCGCAAGAGGUAGAGCGCCUGGUUAGAGAGGAAGUUAACAAAGUAUGGCAGCGAGAAAGGAAAUUGAUGGACUUGGAAACGCAAUCAGAACCGGCCAGGGCACGAGCAGGCUAUGACAUGAGAGGUGCAUCGGCAUAUGCACGACAUGAACAUGAUGAUAUGCGAUACCAUAACGGAAAGGUGGGAGAAUCGGAUCCGCUGCAAGAGGAAAUUGCUCGCCUGGUUGAAGGAAGGAAGCAAUACUGGUCGCAGAGGGGACACUCGAGGGGCAGUCUGGAUGCACAAACCAGGACCAGACUCGAGGUCAGACCGAGAACUGCCUUUGACCCCACUAACGGCCCAGACUUCAGAGACCAGGUAGAAGAUGUUGUGAUAGAUAUUCUGCGACGUCUAAGGUCGAACGAGGAUGAGGCUGACUGGCUACCCUUUUUGUCAUCUCCAUACCGGACAAUGUCUGAUGGCUAUCCUGCAAGCGAGGGUCAGCAAAGUCUACGGGGUUGGCAAGCUGGCACAUACGGGAGCAAACCUAUCGAUGCUAUCAGUGCUAUGUAUUCUUCGCCUCGAAACUUUUCCCAUACACGCAGGGGCAACUUGAACGACCAGAGUCCACCUUUUGAGAACCGCCGGUCACGAAAUCAAGCGCAAGAUGACCCAGCCUCCUGGCGGAGGCCAACCCAAAUUCCACACAAUUACCGAGUGCCCCGUGAGGACGCGAGGUUCUCCAGCCCUCCAAGGGACCUUGAAGCUCACCAUAAUGUCGCUCGAGAAAUAGUCAACCGGGGAUCUCCUACCAAUGCAGUGCAAAAUGGUUCAACUAGGGAAAGACGGAAUGCUGGCUUUCCCAGAGGACACGUAACAGCUGGCCGGAAAAUGGAGAAUUCAGGCAUGCCUGGGGGUCCCCGAGAUACUGAAAUACAGAUACCAUAUGAUGAAGGUUUCUCGGAUGAGUUGGACGACACAGAAUCAAUUCCUGACCGCCAGCCGGCUCCUUACGCAUUCGGCCCCAAUCGUCCGGGUCUGGAAGAUGACUUUCCACCACCUUCGGCACCUGAACCCCCACGAAGGAGGUGA